AUGGCUCAUGAUUCACUGCGAGAGGACCUCAAGAUCAAUUGGAAUUUUGAGUAUACCACAAGGAAGCCUGACGACAGAUACAAAGCCGAAGAUAGAAAGCUAGCCAACCCGCCGACAAGUUCAGACAACCUUAUAAAAGCCCUGUCGGAGGCAGACGCCUCUGGACUUCGACCAAACUACUACUCGUUCAGCGUCCUGACCAAAUUCCUGGGCAGUGCCCACAUUGAUACUUUACUCAGGCCGCCAGGGAAUGCGGCUUCGAGAGCCAAGCUCGCAUUCAUUGAUGACCGGCGCGAUAGCGAUUCAGUGGGUGGUGCUAUCCGCAAUGUGCGCUCUACAGAUCAUCAAGCCAUCCCGCAGCCAGGAACAUUGCCAUGGAUGGCUGCCGUGGACGCAUGUGGGCUCUACAACCGGCUGAGGCUACCGAGAGCAGGCAGCAAUGCGGAACGGCGUAUCAUAUACGUCCAGAAUCUUGGCGCGUUAUAUGCUGCUGUUCUACUCUCAAUGGCACCGAACCGCUUUGCUUUGGAUAUUCGAGAUUGCCUUCAGCGAUACCUGACCCAUCGUGCCCUUUUCAGAAUAUCUCCCCAAUCUUUUGGCUUCGUGCUCGAGUUUCAUCUGCCAUACCUCGCUUUGCGACCCGCGGGCAAUCGAAAGGAUGACCGGGACCGCAGGCGACGGCACAAGCUUCCCACUCGUGACGAAGCCAGGAUGCGGGGAGCCGCUCAAAGAUGGGAAUACCACGAGGCUCAGAUCUCCUUACUUUUGGUCGGUCCCGACGAAUGGUUCUGGACAGCUUACUGCUUAGUUGACACCUUCUUCGGGAGCGAGAAGUCUGUUGUGGAUUAUCUCGGGUCAGAUCCGCCGCUCGAUCCAUCAGGCGGCGGUACGAUUUUCGUGAACGAGCCGAUCUGGAGUCCGCGAGAGUACUUCCUUAAGAUUCUCUCAGCGAGGUUGGAGCAAGUCAGUCAAGAAUGGUCUGAUUUGGGAGCUGCAAUAGAUGCUCAACUGGUGGAUUAUGAAGAAGCGUACAACUCGAAUCUGGAAGCCGGAAAGUUCAUUGAUGAUCCUAAGAACAGCAGUGUGAAGCUGUUCAUGCAUGUGGUAUCAGUGCUUCGCCAUUUUCGCGAGGUACUCGGCCACACCUUGUACGCGUGGGACGCGUUUCUGGCUUCGGAUUCCCAUUGCUUGAUCCAUAGUGACGAAACGACAGAUCAGAAAUGGCGUGUAUCUUUGAGCGCCUGCAAAGCCGCGGUCUUCGAGAUGCAGUUUCUCGACCGGGUGCUGAGUCGGAAAAUUGAGCUGUUCAACGGAAUGAAAGACGACGUAUGUGACACAAGCCUCGGUCCAGCUUUCAAAAUCACGCCGCUGAACCUAGCCAAGCUCAUAAAUGCGUCGGUGCUCGAGGAAAAUCGAGUAGCAUCCGGGCAAGGGAGGGAUGUAUCAAUCUUGACGCAAACCACAGUGGUAAGGAUGCAACCAUUUUGGUAUACUGGCUGA
Messenger RNA from Cyphellophora europaea CBS 101466, 1500 nucleotides. RefSeq lists its product as uncharacterized. Bases 1 to 1500 code for a protein of 499 amino acids. The record is from RefSeq and is a predicted model, not a curated record. The transcript has 5 exons. NCBI's taxonomy places the organism in Eukaryota, Fungi, Ascomycota, Eurotiomycetes, Chaetothyriales, Cyphellophoraceae.